UAUUAUCAAUGGCUUUGCUUUACCUCUUAAGGCAGAACACAAACAGUUUCUGGUGAAAGUGUUGAUCCCUUUACACACUGUCAGGAGCUUAUCACUCUUCCACGCGCAGCUGGCAUAUUGUAUAGUUCAGUUUCUGGAGAAAGAUCCUUCCCUCACAGAACCAGUUAUUAGAGGGUUAAUGAAAUUUUGGCCCAAAACAUGUAGUCAAAAAGAGGUAAUGUUCCUUGGGGAGCUGGAAGAAAUAUUGGAUGUGAUUGAGCCUUCACAAUUUGUUAAAAUUCAGGAACCUUUGUUUAAACAAAUUGCCAAGUGUGUAUCUAGCCCUCAUUUUCAG
This is a messenger RNA of Chrysochloris asiatica (Cape golden mole), 334 nucleotides long. RefSeq names its product serine/threonine-protein phosphatase 2A 56 kDa regulatory subunit epsilon isoform-like. The annotation marks the transcript as partial. The record is from RefSeq and is a predicted model, not a curated record. Gene Ontology annotation, molecular function: protein phosphatase activator activity. Gene Ontology annotation, biological process: signal transduction; protein dephosphorylation. NCBI's taxonomy places the organism in Eukaryota, Metazoa, Chordata, Mammalia, Afrosoricida, Chrysochloridae. The transcript has 4 exons. Gene Ontology annotation, cellular component: cytosol; nucleus; protein phosphatase type 2A complex.